Rangifer tarandus platyrhynchus (Svalbard reindeer) is the source of this 306-nucleotide messenger RNA. NCBI's taxonomy places the organism in Eukaryota, Metazoa, Chordata, Mammalia, Artiodactyla, Cervidae. The record is from the annotation of a GenBank genome assembly.
AUGAAGUUUGUCAGAGUGGAGCUGAAAGGACCAAAGCUGCUGAGGCCUCCUGGCCCGGGAUUUCUAACACGCGGGCCAGGUCAACCAUAUUUUCCUAAACGACAUACCUUGCCAGGAUUCCUCUCAUCUUCCCAUCGCGCAGACUCGGCCACACGGGGUAGUCCACCAUUCACGAACUGUGAGGGCUUGCUGGAGAGAGUGUGGCCAGGUGAGCCCAGUUUCCUCAGCUGUUAUGUGGCGGAGGACACAGACACACUCACCGUCCCUCCGCUCCCGUCAGAGGUGACGUGCGGAACCUCUGCCUAA